Messenger RNA from Aspergillus terreus NIH2624, 1056 nucleotides. RefSeq lists its product as uncharacterized. The transcript is spliced from 2 exons. Gene Ontology annotation, biological process: arachidonate metabolic process. NCBI's taxonomy places the organism in Eukaryota, Fungi, Ascomycota, Eurotiomycetes, Eurotiales, Aspergillaceae. The record is from RefSeq and is a predicted model, not a curated record. Bases 1 to 1056 code for a protein of 351 amino acids. Gene Ontology annotation, cellular component: membrane.
AUGCCUCCUACCCUUUUUGCGCCGCUCGCUGACCGUCCCUGGAGUGCGCGUGCAUCAUCCGCCGCGCCGAUGUUCUUUCGACCCAUUCGCCUGCCUUCCCUCGGGUACUGUUGGGACGGUGGCUUGAUGCACAACUGUCCCGCCGCCUUGUGUGUCCAAGAGCUGAAGCAUAUGUGGCCGUGGUCACCGCCGCUGGGAGUCUUGCUCUCAGUAGGAACAGGCGAGGGUAGCAAAGACGCGGGCCGGUCCGCCCAGAGGCCUGCCCCGCGUCUCGUUCCACGCCAUCAUUUCUUCUGGCCGCUGCAUGAUACGCUCAUGACGGAGACAGACGGAGCUCUGUCCUGGCUGCGAUUUGCCUCGCAGGGGAGUCGUGCCCAUGGUGAUGCCUUAUGUCGCCUAGACAGUUCCUUGUCGGGCCCGGCGCCCCCGUUGGACGCUGUCGACCAGAUAGACGACCUCGUCCAGCAAGCCCGAGCACAGCGUCUCGGCGAAACUGGACGCCGAAGUAUAUUACGGCUUCUGGCGCAGAGUCUGUUCUUCGAAUUGGCCUCGGCACCUGAGGGGGAUGCCCGCAGUGGCUCGUUUCACUGUGUCGGUGCGAUCCGUUAUCGCAUUUCCGGAGAAGUGUUCGUCGCGGCGUUUAGACGAGUCUCCCAGGCCCGAAACCAGUACGUUCUUAAUGGCCGCUACCUUGGCAUCGAUAUGGAUGAAAGCUCCAUCUGUCGAGAGUGUGGGCGCCACUGUCUACCGAUCAACUUUAAAGUGCAGCGGUUGCAAGAGGUGGUGCAGUUGUCCGUGCGACUGGACAACGGAGACCGAUAUCCGGUAGGUGGCUUCCCCAAUCCUAUGCUCUGGUUUAUGGAACGGCAAGGAUUCACCCCCACCUUCGGCCUCGCCGGGAAUGGAAUAGCUUUGCGAGACGAAUGCCAGGUCUGUGAACGGCGGAUUAGGACGCGCCGAGGCCUUCGAGUGAUGAAGCUGAGAGCUCGGCAGAAAGUCCGGACUGCCUACGCCGUCUGCGCUGCGGAGCACAGCGCCCAGAUUGGACACAGUUAA